AUGGGUUCAUGUAUAUCCUCGCCAGAUAAAGGCGGUCAGAAAUUAGGUUCAGCUCCUCCUACUCCUUCCCCCACUCCUGCGGCUGGAAGGGCGGCAGCGCCAGUGUCCAAUAACAGACCUACGAGAUCGGGUCCGCCGCCACAGGUUUUGGGAGGUAAUGGGACGGAAGGAGAUCCGAGGGAGGUCGCGAGACGUGCGGCAGAGAUGAGAUUGGACAAGGAACGAAAUAAAGGGGUAAACUCUUCAAACCCAUCUGCAGGGAAAUUGAGUAGACAAUUGGAAGCUACGAGAAAGGCUCCUUCUCAGCCUCCUCCAAAUGAACGAUUAAUGGAUGCAGGACGAUGGAAUUGA
Tremella mesenterica DSM 1558 is the source of this 351-nucleotide messenger RNA. RefSeq lists its product as uncharacterized. NCBI's taxonomy places the organism in Eukaryota, Fungi, Basidiomycota, Tremellomycetes, Tremellales, Tremellaceae. The transcript is spliced from 3 exons. The coding region runs from base 1 to 351 and encodes 116 amino acids. The record is from RefSeq and is a predicted model, not a curated record.